UCUACUGAGAGAAGAGGAUGUGAACAGUUCAGCUCUGCUACGACACUCGGCUAGACGCACCAAAUUUGUGAUUUUAGAACCGCCGCAAAGUAAGCGAAAGGACGAAUGUCUUUCAGCGCCCUUCUUCGUUUCUUUUGUUAAACCGGUAUGGGGAUUAAACGUGACCGAUUCACAAGGAAACUUGUCAAAGCGUCGCCAAAUUGAAAGCUUGGAACUUAACAGAAGAAACUAUCCACACUCAUGGGAGACUGAAGACUGUUAGGUGUGCCCUUGAUAAGACACCCCAGCCCCCCUCGCCCCUGAGGACCCAGAAUGGAUGAGGGACCUGGCACACUUCCACCAGCCUCCCACCCACGCCGACUCUGAGAGCCUGGGCUGGCCGACCCCUCCGCCCACGGCAGCAUGACCCAGACGGACUACAAGUUCAGCCUGCUGAGGGAGAGGCCCCUCCUUCUGCAGGUGGAGGACAGCCCCAUGAACCUGUUCGCUGUGCUGGAGGCGAAGAGGGACCCCCAGCGCAGGUUCAGUGCCCUGGCCUGCUUCCGGAAGGUCAAGCUCUACGGCUUCUUCCUGGGGCUGACAGUGAUGUUCCUGGUCAUGGCCUCCUACGUGCUGACAGGGGACAAGAAGGGCCUCCUGCUGACCCCUUCCCCAUACCACUUCACCACCCUGGUCAACACCGCGCCCUUCCCCUUCAACCUUUCCUCGGCCAAGGACUACGCCAACAUUAAGCUGGUGGUGAAAACCAUCGCCUCCAAGGUGGAGUUCAGCUCCAGACAGAUUCCGGACCUUAAGGACCUGGUCCACAGUGAGCCGCAUCUGUUUUCUGUUAUCCCACGCAAAUUCCUGCCGAACGUUAAGAACCCGUGCUGGUACGAGGAGCACUCUGGGAAUAUCACAGCCGAUCCCUACGGCGCCAACUUGUACGCACGCUACUCCAAGCGUUUCCGAACUGCGUUUGACCACCUGCGGAACGCUUUCAGGGAACAUUUGCAUCGCCGCGGGAACAAGUACUACCGCAUGCGGUGCCUGCCCUUCUUCUACAUCAUAGGUCAGCCCAAAUGCGGCACCACUGACCUUUAUGACAGACUGAGGUUACACCCGGACGUGAGGUUCACCACAUUCAAAGAGCCCCACUGGUGGACCAGGAAAAGGUUUGGUAUCAUCAGGCUGAGCGAGGGCUUCCAUGACCGCUACCCAGUGGAGGAUUACCUGGAUCUCUUUGAUCCAGCCGCGUACCAGAUCCACGAGCACCUGCAGAGAAACUCAUCUGGAGGCUCCGGCAAGCACAACAUUAUCAUAGGUGAGGCCAGUGCGUCCACCAUGUGGGACAACAACGCCUGGGUCUAUUUCUAUGACAACGCCACUGAAGCGGAGCCUCCAUUCCUGAUCCAGGACUUCGUCCACGCCGUCCAGCCAGACGCCAGGUUUAUCGUGAUGCUGCGGGACCCCGUGGAGAGGUUGUACUCUGACUACCUCUACUUCGGCAUCGCCAACAAGUCAGCAGAGGACUUCCAUGAGAAGGUGUCCGAGUCCCUGCAGCUGUUCGAAGGGUGCCUGGCAGAGUUCUCCAUGCGCUCCUGUGUCUACAACACCACCCUAAACAAUGCCAUGCCUGUCAGACUGCAGGUGGGGCUUUACAUUGUGUACCUCCUGGAUUGGCUGACGGUGUUCCACAGGGACCAGAUUUUGGUCCUGCGUCUGGAGGACCACGCCUCCAACCGGAAGUACACCAUGCACAAGGUCUUCGACUUCCUCAGCUUGGGACCUUUGACAGAUCAGAAGGAGGCGGAGAUCACCAAAAGCCCUGCAUCCAACACGCGGAGGCCGGCUGACAAGAACCUGGGACCCAUGCUUCCGGUCACCAAGGAGAUCCUGCGAGAAUUCUACUCCCCCUUCAACCAGAAGCUGGCCAGAGUGCUCAGGAAUGACUCUUUCCUGUGGGAGAGCCAUUCCAAACUCAUGUGAACCAGUCCCCGCUCAAUCCCUGUCCAUAGAAACGGUUUCAUUGGGAAACCAUUAGCGAUUUGCUGAAAAAAAAAAUGCCACAGGGAAUCUGUGUUUUUAUUUAAAUUAUUUUAAGUUAUAAAACAGAGAAGAAUCACUGAUGCAAAAGCAGCACAAUACAGUUCUGUCUCAUCAUUUUGGCCUGGUUUCACAUUUCAAAAAGGGGAUUUCCCUUUUGUACAGCAUUGUUUUUGAACAGCCUUACAUUAAAUAAAAUACUA
This is a messenger RNA of Megalops cyprinoides (Indo-Pacific tarpon), 2228 nucleotides long. Its product is annotated as carbohydrate sulfotransferase 15-like. The record is from RefSeq and is a predicted model, not a curated record. The transcript has 8 exons. Gene Ontology annotation, molecular function: N-acetylgalactosamine 4-sulfate 6-O-sulfotransferase activity. Gene Ontology annotation, biological process: hexose biosynthetic process. NCBI's taxonomy places the organism in Eukaryota, Metazoa, Chordata, Actinopteri, Elopiformes, Megalopidae. Bases 403 to 1968 code for a protein of 521 amino acids.